UAGCCUUGCAUGCAUGUACCUAUGGUGUCGCCAAUUUUAAUGGCGCCCCUCUUUAGGAUUGUACAUGGUCGCCAAAUGAAGUGGAGACACCAUGCAAACACAAAUUUUUAUGCUCUCAUCCAUUUUCCUAUAAAUACAUCCACUCCUUCAACAAUUCUUCCACACCAACAUUCUCACUACUUCAUCUACAAUACUUCUUUUACAAUUUCAUUUUCAACAACAUCUUCCAAUUUCAUCUACACCAACUCCCCAACAAUAUGUCUUUACUCACAAUGGGUGAAGCACACAGAGGAACAGUUGCAAACAUCGCAACAUACGUUUCGAACUCGAGUCCACGAAUUUGUCCCAAUGGACCCGAUGAUUCAACCUUAUGUUGAACUCGCCGGUUUUGGUCAGAUUAGCAAGAUUAUGUCUUGGUCUAUAGAUAACAAGUUCAUUCUAGUCUUAUGCGAAAGAUGGAGGCCAGAGACACACACAUUUUGGUUUCCAACCGGUGAGUGUACCGUGACGUUAGAAGACGUCUACAUGCUUUUAGGACUACGAAUUGAAGGCAAAGCUGUUAAUGGUAAGACCAACUAUGCAAAUUCAAUUUGCAUGGAGCUUUUAGACACUGAUUUGUUAGAUGAUAAUGCUAGAGGUCAAGGUAUACUACUCUCACGCCUAAAGUCAUAUUAUAAUAGUUUAUAUUUAGAUGAGCAUUCUACCGAAGAUGCUCGAAUAAUCAAAACUAGGUGUUACAUUAUGUUGUUACUAGGAUCCUUUUUAUUUCCCGAAGGUAGUGGUUCUAGCAUGCAUAUUAUGUACUUACCUCUACUUAGAGAUGUAGAUAGAAUAGGUAGUUACAGUUGGGGAUCCGCAUGUCUAGCCUAUCUCUAUAGUUCGUUGUGCAAAAACUCCCACAAAGACACAUCUACAUUUUCUGGAUGUGCUGUUUUGCUACAAGCAUGGGGAUGGUCAAGACUACCGUCUCUAGCACCGGUCAAUAACAACCCUUUCACUUUUCCAUAUGCAAAAAAAUGGUCGGCACGUGGUAUGAGUUACAGCAGAUGUCCGAGACACUGUAUUACUCAGUAUCGCAACCUGUUGGAUCACCUUCGACAGACAGACUUCAUUUGGCGUCCAUACCUUAAACUGGAUCAUGAGCAUGAGGUCAACCCUGAAGACGCAGCCGUAUGGACAGCAUGCACACCGAUAAUACGGUUCACAACAGUGGAGAUGCACAACACCGAUCGUGUGAAGCUGCAGUUCGGUAUGGUCCAGAAUAUCCCAGAUCCCCCAGCUAGCCUACGAGAAUGGCAUAUGCGUAAAGUGAACGACCAAUGGAACUUCAACCCUUGGCAAACCUUCGCAAGAUCGGAGUGUCGCAAGUGGAAGCACCGUCAUGACCAUGUCUUAACUAACGCAGUCAUGCCAAAUAAGGUAUGGACGCAGCCGUAUGGAGAGCAUGCACACCGAUAAUACGGUUCACAACAGUGGAGAUGCACAACACCGAUCGUGUGAAACUGCAGUUCGGUAUGGUCCAGAAUAUCCCAGAUCCCCCAGCUAGCCUACGAGAAUGGCAUAUGCGUAAAGUGAACGACCAAUAGAACUUCAACCCUUGGCAAACCUUCGCAAGAUCGGAGUGUCGCAAGUGGAAGCACCGUCAUGACCAUGUCUUAACUAACGCAGUCAUGCCAAAUAAGGUAAAACCAAGUCGUACUUAUAUGGCUUGGUACAGAUCGGUUGGAUUUCAAUUCAUCGCCGAUGAUAUGUACCUCUACGACCCACGCCAGACAAGUUACACACAAGAAGGAUCAACAUCUAACCCCCAACAACAUUCUCAGCCCGGUUACUCACAACCACCUAUCCGUCAAACUUUCCGUUCCACAAACACACAAACAUACAACCAAAACAUACAAUUCACCCAACCCCAAUACCAAGAACAUCCCCCAUACCACCACCAACAAAUGGACCAUCAACCUCAGACCGAACAUCGCUUCGCACCCACACCAUCACCCUACCAAAGUCGCCUUAGCCAAAACACUAACCGCCCCUCCUCCUACCGUAGCCAAGAACCCCAAACAUCACAAUACCAAAACAUCCCACAACCAUAUCUCUUCCAAACACCCCCAACAACCUUUCCAACCUUUCCUAGACCCAUCAUUCACACCCAUGUCUCCCUUCAACCGUCCCGGUCGCCCAUCCAUGAGUCAACAACACCCCAACUUCUCUGGCAUGGGUCAUGAGCUCAGCUACGCCGGUACACCAUCAUUGAAUAUUGAAGACUAUGCUGAGUUGGCUGAAUACCUCAACGGAUCUUCUCCUGUAGGAUGCAAUGACGCUCCUGGACCAUCAGAUGAACAAACACCGGUGCAGAAUCGUCAACGUGGGUUAGGGCCAAGGGUUAGGAUAGCUAGGGGAUAUGGGACCGGAGGUCGGUUAGGUGAUCCCGGUCAUCACCAUUAGGAUUC
This is a messenger RNA of Lathyrus oleraceus (garden pea), 2450 nucleotides long. Its product is annotated as protein MAIN-LIKE 2-like. The coding region runs from base 10 to 1458 and encodes 482 amino acids. The record is from RefSeq and is a predicted model, not a curated record. The transcript is spliced from 4 exons. Gene Ontology annotation, biological process: meristem maintenance; meristem development. NCBI's taxonomy places the organism in Eukaryota, Viridiplantae, Streptophyta, Magnoliopsida, Fabales, Fabaceae.